Molecule: messenger RNA, 4911 nt
Organism: Pomacea canaliculata
Lineage: Eukaryota; Metazoa; Mollusca; Gastropoda; Architaenioglossa; Ampullariidae
Product: putative ankyrin repeat protein RF_0381
Exons: 1
Coding region: 128-1492 (454 amino acids)
Biological process (GO): positive regulation of protein catabolic process; protein ubiquitination; intracellular signal transduction
Molecular function (GO): protein binding
Source: RefSeq, a predicted model, not a curated record
UUGACAGCAAUACAGCUGGCGUUGAUCGAGAAAGACUGGGAAUGUUGUACAGUUCCUUUUAAAAUGUGGAGCUGAUGUUGACCGGAAUGUUGCUCCAAAAGGGAAAUCAUUUUUACACGAGCUCUCUAUGGAUACUAGUGUAGAUGCUCAAACAGCAACAUCUGUUACUGAACAGUUGCUGACACGUGGCUUUCGUCUUAACGACCGUGAUCCACAAGGUGACACGCCCUUGAACCUCGCCGCUAGGUAUGGAAACUGGAAGAUGGUUUGCGUGUUAUUAGAGCAUGGUGCUGAUGCUAGCAUACCCGACAGUCAGGGAUGGUUUGUGUUUCACAGGCUGGAAAUGGACACUACUCACCCGAAAUACAAUGAAAUAAAUUUGUCAUCCUUACUGUUGCUACUAACUAGAAAUGGAUUUCAAGUGAACCAGACAGGACCUGCUGGAAAGAGCUGUAUACAGCUAUCGUUAGAGCACAGAAAGUGGGAAUUGUUUUGGUGGCUUGUAGAAUCCCAGCUAUCUUUUGUCUUUACUCUUCAAGAAAAAAAGACAAUUUUACAACACAUUUAUUUGAUUACAAGUGAAAAUUCGGACCCGGAGAAGGUGAGAACUUUGAUAUUGCAUGUCACUGAAAAAGGCGAUUCUUCUUGCCGAGAACUUACAGAGUGUAAAGACGAAGCCCUUAAAUUAAGUUUUUCAAAUUGCAACUGGGUUAUGGCUAAAAAACUUGUUGAAUGUGGUGCUGAUUUAGGAAUCAUUUCUGGGCCUAAACCUCUGAUGCACCUUCUUGUUUUAAAAUAUCGGCUACAAGACCGCGCAACGUGGCUGUCUUUUCUAGACGCUUUACUUGCGCUGGGAGUAGAUAUUAACAGUCGGGAUGAAAGUGGAAAAACAAUCCUAUAUCAGAAGUGGAGGGAUUUUAUCGUCAACUGUCGAUUUAAAUUUUCAAACUCUUUUAUCCACGAGUUGGUGAACAGAGGAGUCAGUCCUCUUGUCGCAGACGAUGAAGGACAAUCACUGCUCAUAGAUGUUUUGGUUCUUGAGAGAAAUCUGGCUUUAGAAUCCGUCAAAUUGCUUAUAGAGCUAGGCGUCUCCACCCAUCAACCGGCCUUGACAGACAAUGCUAACACCAACAGCGGGUCGAGAAGUCUGCAAGCAUCAACACGAUCUCCUACACAGCGGGCUUUUGAGAAGAAAUACGUCAAGGCCUUUGAGAUGUUGGUUGAAUCAGGCGCCAGCUCCAACAGGGAAUUAUUUGAUCUCAGUACACGAUAUCAGGCGGAGCUUUCCUCCAGAAAGAAGACUAAAGCAGAGAGAAAGAUGCUGAACAUACUGAACCACGCCGCCAGUCAGCCUCGGUCUCUCAAGUCUUUGUGUCGCCUGACUGUCUCUCACGCUCUUGGCUGCGGCCCUCGCAGGAGGGAUAGGGUUAAGUCCCUUCCACUUCCUACUUCACUUCAGGAUUAUGUCCAGUUUUGCGAUUUUGGAUCUUGAGAAGAAGAGACGGAAGAAACAGAAAAUGUCUAUUUUCAGGAUACACGAUUCGACAUAACGGAUGAUCCAUACGCGAACCUAUCGAUGUCGGUUGACGAUUAUGAUUACGAACUGUAUGAUUUUGAAGAGGACAAUUCUCUUUAUUUCCUGCUCCCCAACUACAUAUAGUGAGUUAGAUUCUUUCGUCCAGCCAUAGACCGACAUGUUUUAAUGGAAUAGACGGUAAUCAUUUUUUUUAUUUGCAUAUCAUUUUGCACUGAAGCAACAUCUCUGCUCGUAACGGUCUGCACGCUUAAAAUAACCGUGAACUUUUGAACUUUUUUUUUGCUUACUUUGUGCCGUACAGACUUACAUAUGGCAUGACAUUAGCAAUGUUUCUGUGAGAGAUACUUUUACUGACAGCGUUGAUUCUCUUUCUUCCUGUAAUCUUUUCUACUCAGCGGUUAACUCGGUAUUUUACAGAUGCGUUGUAUUGUUCGCCCAAUUUGUGUAAAGCGCAAAAACCUGGGAUUCUGUCAUCGUAAAGCUCAUUUCUUUUGGCAUCACUAUCGACUUUUUAAAGUGUUGAAACAAGGUAUGUGCCUACUGAAGAUCAACAUUACAACAAAUUCCGAUCUGCAUUUUCUUCUGUGAUUUUCCGUUAUGUUGUCUUCUUAACAUACGGCAGACGUCCCUGACCCAGAUUACUGAGACCCACGUGACCUUCAGUAGAUUGUUUUAUGUUGUCACUGGACACUACAUUUUGCUUGCUUUUGCUCAUAGAUACUGUAUUUUGUAUCAAAAGUGUUUAAUUUAAUUAUUUUUGAUAUUUGCGUUUUGCGGCUUCAUGUUUUUAUAAAGAUAUUUUGCAAGUAUAGAUAGAGUAGAUCUGUUCGAUGUUAUAUACAGCAGUGAGCGGGUCCAGUUCGCAGGACAUUGUGCUUCUCCAGAAGGCUGAUCUUGCAAUGACCGUUUGCUCUAACGGCAGUUGUGUGGAUGGAACGAUGUUUCUGUCUGCGAGUGUAAGGCCGCAGCUCCGGUAUUUGCGAUUUGCACUUCCAUACAGGCGGCAGAAUAACUUUUCAGCCAAUUUUCGAAGCAAAACUUUUUCUAUUAUAUUCCACGCAAUGGACUCCAGUCUGACCACAUCUGUGGUGAUGGUCAACCACCGUCUUCACUACAGAGGGAUAUGGUGGUCUCUGUUUUGAGACCAGUGUCCAUGAUUAUUCUGUUUUUUUGGAGAUGGGUCACUUUGUGCCUACCGUUGAUACUGGGUGAAGCACUCUCUCAAUUACUUUUAUUUCUACUGUUGUGCACUGUGCUUUCAUGUUUGUGUAUUCACUAAGAGGCCGCUCUAACAAAGUGUACUCCAACAUCUCUAUGCAAGGGCGCUAUAUAAAUGUGCUAAUUAUUGUUAUCAUCAUGAUUACUAUGUUUUGUUUAUAAGUUUUUUCAUUAUUGUGACAAAAACUAGAAAGGUUGCUGAGAAAGAUUUUUUUUUUGGAAAGAAAUCUGGAUUUAUAAGUUGUAGACUAAAACCUGGAUUAAAAAUAGGGACAAAACAUCUAAAGGCUCACAAAGGUAUAUUAAAUAAUUCGGGCGGCACAGGGUUUGACUCAAAGUUAAUUACAACCCAAGCUUGUUUUGGGGAUAUAGAUAUAUAACGGCGUCUUUAUGUAAAUGACAGACAUAUAUAUAUAUCAUGGGCUGUCAUAAUUUUGGUUUGAAAAGCAUCAUCGGGAAAGGAAAAUAUUGGGCAUUGGCAUGUCGCAACCUUUCCACUGCUGAAUACUUCUUGUAGACAGCAAUGAGAUGUGAACUAUUUUGAACUAGUUUUCUUUUAUUUUCACUUUAAGUUUAUUAGAUUGAAAGAGAAAUCUUAUAACAGCUUUGUUUGUGUGUGUUUAUUUUGUUGGGGUCUUUUUGGCAAGCGUAUCUACGAAGUCACAGAGACCUGAUCUGCUCCCUUGCAUUUCACACUUUACCAGAUGAUUCUUCUAGGAUGUGGUGUGAUGUGUUUCAGACUAUUUCUUAUGUACAAACACCUCAUUAUUAGUUUUUAUCUAGAUGUGACGUAACGAGUCAUAUAGUAUUCGCAAUACAGAAUUUAGAAUACAAUGUAGGCCAAGUGAAUUAAAGCAGCUUGUACACGUCUGCUUACAUUCCAUCCAUUACCCAUCGCUCGUUCGGACAAACUUCUCGUUUACCCUGCUGAUCUGUGAAACACCUUUGAUGUUUGGAACCUAUCGCUGUACCAGUAUAUUAGACAGCUUGAGAGUCAGCGCUGACGAGACGCGUAUGUGUAGCAUCACGGGAACGUGCGCUCUACGUCAUCACUUCAGCAGAAGCCAGCCGCACGGCGACGGGUAGAAUGGAGUCUAGCGGUUGUGAUCAGAACGUUUAAAUUGUUCGCUUUAUUUCAGGUCAUUUCAAUGACAGUCAAUAAAAAUUUCAGUUGCAGGUUAAUGUUUACAUGUUCUGCAAUCAUAAUAUUUGUUGCCAGCAAACUGAGCUGCGUGUUCACGAAGUUAAAACAGUUUAAAAUGACCACGUCUGCAAUCGCGUAGUCUCGGUUCGUUUUUGUCUAUUGAAUCAUUUAAACAAGAUUUGCUAAGACCCUUUCCGUAGAAUUUUUUGUAAUAAUGCGAUAAAACUGUUAAAGAUAAUUAUAUUCCUUAUAAUUUUCUUCAUCAUUACUUAUUUGUCCCCCAAAUAACCGUAAAAUAUUUCUAUUACUAUUAUAGAGCAGUGGGAAGAACUACCUAACUCGUGAAUAAUUAUUUCAUACCAUAGGCAAAAAUUAUUAAUGUUGUAAACUAAUCUUUGCAUUUUAUUAAUCAUACCAUUUUAAUAGUUGUUUUAUAAUUAUGUAAUGUAUAGUAUGAUAUUUUUAACAAACAAUUAUAAACAACGUAGACAGUUUCAUUUUAUUAUUUUAAUUUUAUUAGUUAUUGUGUUAAUAGUUUAUUAUUUCUACUAGUUAUAUAAUGUCAAAAUGAAAUACUGAGCAUUUUUGUCUGUUUUCCUUUGAUUUGGGUUUAUAUAAUGUAAGAAUGAAAUGCUGAGCAUUAUAUACCAGCAGAAAAUGGAGAAAGGUUUGCAAACUAUUAAGCCCAAUUUUAACUAUUGAGUCAUUCAUUUACAGGUUAAAAUUUAAUGCCACACUUAUUUUUUUAAUGUAAUCCAAUUCACCCAACAAGUUCAGCCAUGAUUCAGUUAUAGAGGAAUUUGUAUCACAGUUUAAUAAUAAAUGUCUGAGAAGCACAUGAAUAUGUGUGUGCAAGGGUGGGGUGUGGGAGAGACCAUAUACAUUGAUGUUAUGCCUGCCUGCAUAUGUGAUACAGCAACAAAGCAUUUCAACUGCUGCCAAUCUCAGGAUGCUAGGAACAAACCAAAGUGUGGAAAUACAACUUAAAACUAGAAAGGACUAAAAAAAAAAA